ACAGAUAUUGUUCAGAUGAACAGGUUAAUCAUUGACCUGAUUCCAGACAGUGUGUAUAAAGCCCAGGAUCCUCACUGUUUGAGGGAGAGGGCUGUCAGUUGUUCACCUAACAUCACCAACACACAGCUGGAGAAGCAGCUCGACAACAAAAUGAGAAUUACACUAAUUCCCUUUUUGUUGGCCCUGACUGCUGCCUGUGUGCCUGCCCUCUGUGGCAACGAGGAGCAGCCUGUCCCCAAGCCCGAGGCCCCGGUUGGAACCCGCUCCAGCUUUGCUGCUCUGGACGAUGUGCGCCUUCUGGCGAACGGCCUCCUUCAGCUGGGUCAGAGCCUUCGGGAGUUUGUGCACAAGACAAAGGGACAGAUAAAUGACAUCGUCCAGAAGCUUAACAUCUUUGACCAUUCGUUUUACCAGCUAUCAGUGCUCGCUAGUAAAAUUAAAGAGGAAGAAGAGGAGCUGAAGAAGACCACCGUGGUACUGAAGGCUAACAGUGAAGAGAUCAAGGGCCUGUCUGUUGAGAUUAGCUCCAAAGUGGACGGCAUCCUGCAGGAGAAGAAUCGGUUACAGAACAAGGUGGAUGGGAUGGAGGAGAAGCUGCGCAGCCUGACACAUGGCCUGGUGACGAGCAAACAAGUGGGAGAGAUCAAUAGUCUCAAGGAGUUGAUCCACGGCCAGGAGCGGAGCAUUACGGAGCUGCUGAAGGCUAUGAGGGAACAGAGUGACCAGCUCAACCACCAAAGGAUUAUGAUCAAGACUCUGGAGGAAAAGCUUGCAGUCAAUACAUUGACCCAGGAGACCAUUGAGAGGAUGCCUGAAAUCCUGAACAGCGAAGCACCAACACUCACCCCUUAUCUGACCUCAAGCUCUACCAGCACCACCGACAUGAUGAAUCUGCCAUCAGACUGCAGUGACCUGUUCAACAGAGGGGAAGGAGUCAGCGGCAUCUAUGCCAUCAGACCCACCGGAACAGAGCCCUUCAUGGCCUUUUGUGACAUGAGCAAAAAUCAUGGAGCAACAGUCAUUCAGCGAAGGAGGGAUGGUUCAGUGAAUUUUGAUCAAAUCUGGGACAAGUAUGAAAAUGGGUUUGGAGAUUUUCAAGGGGAGUUUUGGCUGGGUCUCAGAAAGAUCCACGCUCUAGCCGCUCAGGGAAACUCUGUCCUUCACAUCCAGCUGGAAGACUGGAAACAGGGCAGGCACUUCAUCGAAUACAGAUUUUACCUUAGUGGUCUUGACAGCAACUACACCAUUCAUCUCACGCAUCUGUCAGGAGAUUUGGCAGACCCCAUGAGCAACCACACAGGCAUGAUGUUCUCCACCAAGGACAGGGACAAUGACAACCACCAGGACUCCAACUGUGCUCACAACUACACAGGUACAGCAGGUGGAUGGUGGUUCAAUGCCUGCGGAGAGACCAAUCUGAAUGGGAGAUAUUUCCACAUGAGACCUAAGGGGCGCUCAGAGAGAAGGAGAGGGAUUCAAUGGAGGCCGGGUCAAAAGGCUUCUUACUCCCUCAAGCUCACUCAGAUCUCUGUACACCCUAUGGCUUCCCCCAGCACCACCUCCUCCACUUCAGCCUCAUCUGAGACAGAUGUCUUUCUGAGAUCCAGCACCAGAAUUCUCCAGUGAAAUUUGCAUUUAACAGUGGCCUCUUCAGGAGAGACUUGGAAAUGUUUCCUUUGGGCCAGCCAUAGUUUAAGAAGGCUUACGCCGGCUACACACUGGAUGCGUGGCGUGAGCGUGGCGUUUCUGUUGCGUGUCAGUUGUGUGGCGACUGCGUGGCGUUUUCUAUGUCUUUGCACACCAGAAAC
Molecule: messenger RNA, 1808 nt
Organism: Sander lucioperca (pikeperch)
Lineage: Eukaryota; Metazoa; Chordata; Actinopteri; Perciformes; Percidae
Product: angiopoietin-related protein 3-like
Exons: 7
Coding region: 16-1626 (536 amino acids)
Biological process (GO): phospholipid homeostasis; phospholipid catabolic process; cholesterol homeostasis
Source: RefSeq, a predicted model, not a curated record